ACGAGUAGCGGGUAUAACUACGAAAUGUCUUUGGAAAGUGUCUGGUGAGUUGCAUAUUCUGCAUCUUUCUUACCUACCUUAUCUGGCUUAUAGAUGAGUUAAGAUUGAUGGAUGACUUCUGCUCACUUGCAGGUUAGUGGUUUAAAAUAUUCAAUUUCAUUCUAAUUAAUUUAAAUGACACUGAAAAUCACAUCGGUCGAUCACCAAGAACAUCGCCAUCAGUUCCUGUUUUACAGUAUCUUUGUCUGGGGAAUAUCUUGUAUAACACUAGGUAUAAUUAUAUUGAUGAAUCAUCUUUGGAAAGAGGAUCUCCAGAAAUGGAACUGGUUCCCCCUUGUAGGCUUUUUUUUGUGCUCGGUGGAACGUACGUCUCUAUGGCAGAAGUCGCUUUAAAGCGUUACAAUUUAUUACCUUUUAACUUCAAUUCAUAGUUUAUAAGUGGUCUUCGUGGGCUUAUUAUCGGGGUCUUUUUCUGAUCCUAUGUGCGAUGCGAGUGCUCCAUCGUGGAUUAGGUAUCUUAAUAUGUGUGCUGCUUAUUUUUAAGCACAGCACCUAUCGCCUGCUCAUUAAUAAGUAAGUUCUCCUUAAAUCUUUUUUUUGUUUUUUCUUUAAUGAUAUAACUAUAUUAUAAUCAGAAUUCGUGGUGAGAGCCCGAUGCACAAAUCAUGUUUGAUUAUUGAACCAAUAAAAUUUAAAAUUGUCUAUAAAUAUUAUAAUUUUAAAAUAGUCCUUUAAAGUGAAACAAUUUCUAAGCAACAAACUUGUUAAUAAUCAGAGCUAUGAUAUAAUUAUCGAUUGAUAACGUCCCGGCUUGCAAAACAGUCCUAAGUGAUAAGUGGAUGAAAAUUGUAAAUAAUAUAAUGAAAAUUGAACGAAUGAACAGGACUUUUAAAAGGACAAUCUAGAUAUGUACAUUUUCCUAGCAGAUAUGCGCUAAAUGUUAUUACAAUGACAGGCCUACGAAAUAGUUUUGCUUUGUAAAGUACAAAUAAUUAACUAAAGUUUGCAAGGAAGCUGUUGUUUCACUUAUUUUCAUAACACUUCCUUUAAAAUUAAAGACACGUGUAACCGCUCUAAGGGUUUUACACUCACAUUUUAUGUCCUUAGUGAAAAGCUGGACACUUCUCACCGGUUACAUAUGCUCCCACAUCGAAAACAAGCAAUUUACUUUUAUCAUUGACCAAAAAUAUCAAGAACCACGAAAAAUUGUGAUAAAAGCCAAUUAUUUCGGCUAAUGAUAAAAGCCAAUUUCCUUUUUCACUUUAUGAGGGAACUACCUUUAGAGUCUGCAGUCGCUUUCUCUACGCGAUCUAUACUGCAGAUACACAAACAACUGAUGCGGGAACACUCGAGAUCAACAGGAAGAAGAUGCUGCUGGCCACUUUCUCAGACGAAGUUUGCGUUCUAUUUAGCUCGCCCAGAGAACGCGAGUCUGCUGACGUUAUUUAACAGUAUGUAGAGCUAUUUAAGGAAUGGGCCAAAAGGUGGAACCUGUCAUAGCAACCACUUGGAUGUGCGAUGCAGAACAAGUCGUUAAGAGCCAUUACCGGCUGCGAAUGGUACGUGAGUAACAAGACUCUGCACAGAGAUCUUGGCAUACAUACGGUGGAAGAUCAGAUCUCCCGCCAUUCCAGCCGGUACAACGAAGACGGAUGUCGCACAGUAAGGCGAUUGAAAAGGAGACAAAAUCUCUUUAAUUUAACCUAAAGAACUACAAUUAUAAUGUACUAAAUUUAUAUAUACAUAUAUAAAACUUGGAGACAAUGACGCAGCCCAAGUUUGUUGACCCAUGUUGCCACGCCCACUCUAACGCCCACGAGCCGCCCCUUUUUUUAUUUUUUGGCUAUCGAUAUGCAAAAUGAAUGUUAAAAUUUCUAGUUGCACCUCCACUAGCUGGGUAACAGGUAUUUGAUAGUCGAGGAUCUGGACUAGAGAGUUUUUUCUUGUUUUGAAAUAUUAUCGCAUUUCCAAUUAUCGGUAGAUUUGUAAAGCUUUUUAAACAUACAAGUAUUAAUACAUAUAUACAACGAGUGUACUAAGAUUGUGUCCCUUAGGGAACAUGCAUAUCAGCUCGAGCUUUCUGUUCAAAAAAUUUAAUUUGAAAUAAAGCUAUAUAAAUUAUACAAAUUAUUCAUAGAGCGUCAAUAUAGUUUGGUUAUCCACGCAGAACGUUUCCUGCCCUCAAAUGAAACUUAAAUUGCUUGGGACAUUUCUUGUAUUAAGCUUGGCAAAAUUCGGAGCGGUUUAUACAGACUCUAAUUAUACCGAAGCGAAAUCAUGUGUAAAAUGUGAUAAUAAUUGUAACGAUGACGACGAUCUAUGGCACUGCAUUCGAAUUUGUUGCCCUCGUAAAAAUACUAUGGCCAAUGGCGGUUGUAGUUUUGAGGAACAACUCUUCCGAACAAAACUUAAUUUAAACAUAAAACUCGAUGACAAUUCGACAGAGACCCUAUAUUUCAACAACCAAACCCUGCUUACAACGCCGUUUUGGGAUAUAGAUGAAAUGAUCGGUCUGAGCAGAGAUGAGUACACGUUGUACAAGAACGGAACCAUAUAUAUUCACUCCGACAAGAGGCUCAAGUCCAAAGAGGAAUACUGUUUCUAUCCCCAUCAGAUUUAUUCGGACUUCCCAGAAACCAUAUGGAUUGUUUUACACGAGUGGUCAUCGAUAGCGAUACCAGGAGCUUACGUGCUCACAUCAGUUUCUCUUAUAUGCUAUAUCUUAACAAUUGGCAUUUAUCUUUUCGUAAAAGAACUACGAAAUGUCUUUGGAAUGUGCCUAGUGAGUUGCAUAUUCAGCAUAUUUCUUGCCUACCUGAUCUGGCUUAUAGAUGAAUUAAGAUUGAUAGAUAACUUUUGCUCACUGGCAGGUUAUAUCUCGUACUUCAUUGAUUGUGCCUCUUAUCUUUGGCUAUCUGUAAAUAGCUUUUGUUUAUGGAAGAAAAUCUCAUCGGUCGAUCGCCAAGAACAUCGCCAUCAGUUUCUGUUUUACAGUAUCUUUGUCUGGGGCAUAUCUGCUAUUCCACUAGGUAUAAUCUUAUGGAUGAAUCAACAGUGGGAAGAGGAUCUUCAAAAAUGGAACUGGUUACCUUUAGUUGGCUUUAGUAGAUGCUCAGUGGAGGUUUAUAAGCUAGCAUCCUGGGUUUAUUAUCUUGGACCCUUUACGAUCCUUAGUGCGAUAAAUAUUAUUAUGUUUGUUCUGACUAUCAAACAAAUUAAAAAAACGAAAAGGGAAAUCAAUAAGUUAACAAUACGACCAGAUCGUACCCCAGCUUGCCUUGCCGUCGAUUUUCAAAAGACUCUAUCAUAUCUGCGGAUCUUCGCUAUUAUGGGCGGAUCGUGGAUAUUAUUCCUAGUUUCGGUUAUAGAAUUGAAUAGCAUCAUUUGGAAUAUUUUCGUUAUACUAAUCCGAGGGCUCCAUUGUGGUUUUGGUAUAUUAAUAUGUGUGCUGCUUAUUUUUAAGCGCAGCACCUUUCGCCUGCUCAUUAAUAAGUAAGUUAUCGCCAAAUCCGUAUUAUCUUAUCAUACCUGUUAUUCGUAGAGUAAAAGUGUAUACUGGAUUUGUUGAAAAGUAUGUAACAGGCAGAAG
Drosophila yakuba is the source of this 3589-nucleotide messenger RNA. Its product is annotated as probable G-protein coupled receptor Mth-like 12. Gene Ontology annotation, molecular function: G protein-coupled receptor activity. NCBI's taxonomy places the organism in Eukaryota, Metazoa, Arthropoda, Insecta, Diptera, Drosophilidae. The record is from RefSeq and is a predicted model, not a curated record. The transcript has 6 exons. The coding region runs from base 2186 to 3496 and encodes 436 amino acids. Gene Ontology annotation, biological process: cell surface receptor signaling pathway; G protein-coupled receptor signaling pathway. Gene Ontology annotation, cellular component: membrane.